CUCCUCCAAUAUACUCCGUGAAUGGAUGCUUAUAGACUCAAACGUCCAUUUCACCCCGAUCAUGCAAACCGGAUCAUGCUCCUGUAAUGACAUUUCUCAAAAUACGGCCUGGGUGGAUAUGACGAGCUCGUUGGUUUGUCUGGGUUUACUCUUAUGUGGUUAUGUGACAUCUGAACCAAUUCGAUUUGACGGCCACAAGGUGCUUCAGAUUGUGCCUCAUUCUGAAAGCGAACUAGAACAGGUGCUCGCUCUACAUGACCUUUAUGAUCUUGACAUGUGGCGACAUCCACGAAGGGGAAACCACUCCAUGGAUGUUUACGUAGAACCAGAGAAACUGGAAUCUGUAUUAAGUGUCCUUAAAGACAUAGGAGCUCAUGUCAAAAUCUGGAUCAACGAUUUACAAAAACUCGUUGAUGAAGAACAGUCUUCCAUAAAAAGAAGUUUUCACUUACCAUACAGUUCUCAGGGACGAAAGCAGGGGUUUAAUCAUUUCGCCUAUCACAGAUAUUCAACAAUUAAUCAGUAUUUAAGAGAUGUAGCAACGGCGACAUUGUCCAUGUCCACAGUUAAUGCUAGCGUCUCCACUAUAGGAUACACCGCAGAGGGACGGGAAAUUAACGUUCUCAAAGUUACUCGUGGAGACAGUAUAUCACGCCCCUCUAUUUUUAUUGACGGCGGGAUCCACGCCCGUGAGUGGAUAGCCCCGGCUACAGUGUUAUAUUUCAUUAAUCAAUUGGUGUAUGGAGACGAGUUUGGUUAUGCUACACAGUUGCUGAAUAAAUUUGACUGGUUUUUUGCACCUCUGCUGAAUCCUGACGGCUAUGAAUUUUCACACACAACUUACAGACUCUGGAGGAAAAACCGAGUAGAGCAUCGGAGGAAAUGCUUCGGGACAGACCUGAACAGGAACUUUGGAUAUCAGUGGAAUCCAUCGAUCGGCGGAAGUAGUAACGUGUGUUCGGAUGUGUAUUCUGGUUCUCAGGCGUUCUCUGAGAAAGAGAGUCAGGCGGUUUCCACGUUCAUCACAGACAAUAAACAAAACAUGCUAGCUUAUCUGACGUACCACGCGUAUGGUCAGAUGUGGCUGUAUCCAUGGGGAUUUACAUCAGCUCUCCCUUCCGACUGGCAAGACUUGGAUGCUGCUGCUAAGACUGGGACCGCUGCUCUUGGAGAAGUGUAUGGGACCACCUACUUGGUAGGCUCAUCAACAAACGUGUUAUAUUCAGCGGCUGGUGGUUCUGACGACUGGGUCAAGGGUGGAGCUGGAGUGAAAUACGCAUACACAAUUGAACUUCGUGAUACUGGGUCACAUGGGUUUGUACUUCCGGUGAACCAGAUAGAGCCUACUUGUAGAGAAUCUUGGCGUGGCUUAGCGGCAUUCGCAUUGUCCUUAAACACAAUCCGGGCAGGGGGUAGGGGAUAGAACAAAUUGCAUUCAUAUAACAUUUAUACAAUGUGGUUGGUGCUAUUUACAUGUUUGUUUUUAUCGAAUUAAACAUCA
Molecule: messenger RNA, 1501 nt
Organism: Saccostrea echinata
Lineage: Eukaryota; Metazoa; Mollusca; Bivalvia; Ostreida; Ostreidae
Product: carboxypeptidase B-like
Exons: 12
Coding region: 26-1423 (465 amino acids)
Biological process (GO): proteolysis
Molecular function (GO): zinc ion binding; metallocarboxypeptidase activity
Source: RefSeq, a predicted model, not a curated record